Molecule: messenger RNA, 2223 nt
Organism: Ustilago hordei
Lineage: Eukaryota; Fungi; Basidiomycota; Ustilaginomycetes; Ustilaginales; Ustilaginaceae
Exons: 1
Coding region: 1-2223 (740 amino acids)
Cellular component (GO): cytoplasm
Molecular function (GO): zinc ion binding
Source: RefSeq, a predicted model, not a curated record
AUGCCACCGAAUGCAAUGCUAUCCUGGGUCACAAGACCCAGAGUCUACGCCUACAACAUCCUGUCCACCUUCGCAGCACUCCUUGCAGUCGGAACAGCUUUCAACGAACGAAGCAAUUUUUACGCAGCAGUCGUCUUCCUCGGUCGAUCCAAUGGCUGCCUUCUCAUUCUACUCAACUUCCUCCUCGUCAUAGCAUUAGUCGCUGGGCGGAUACUCCAACUGCUGUUCUUCGGACAACUUCGCAGAUCAGAAGUCGAACUUGUCUGUGAACGAUCGUGGUACAGCCUUGUAGGGACGUUGUUGGCUGUUUCGAUCUUUCGAGAUGAUUUCAGCGUUUCUUUCGUCAUUCUAUUUGGUACGCUACUGUUCUUGAAGAUCUUUCACUGGCUUUCGGCUGAAAGGGUGGCUAGUAUCAUGCAAAGUCCUAGCGUGCCGAGGAUCUUCCAUGCUAGGAUGGUGUCGAUCCUCACCACGCUAUUGUUGGCGGAUUUGAUACUGGUUGGGUUCUCGAUGCAAAUGCUGCUGAUCAAAAAGAUCAAAGUGGGAAUAAUGGUCUUGUUCACUUCUGAAUUUAUCAUUCUCACCGCUUUACUCGGCAACACGAUAGCGCAGUACAUUUUGAACUGCAUUGAUACGGCCCGAGAGGAACCCUGGGAGGCCAAAUCCCUCUACGUUCUCUACGUCGACCUCGCACACGAUGUAGUACGGCUCUGCACGCAUACUUACUUCUUUAUCCUCCUCACCAGGAUGUACGGUAUCCCGCUGUCGCUUAUUCACGAUCUAUACAGCACAGGCAGGAGUUGCACAAUGAAGGUGAAAGCGCUGAUACGUUACAGGCAAGCGGUGAAGAAGAUGGAGACGAAGUAUCCAAAUGCCAGUGCUGCGGAUCUGCAGAGUACGGAUGGUACUUGUAUCAUUUGUAGAGAGGAUAUGGUAGCGGCUGAACUAGAGAGUGAAGCCGGAACUGCGGCUGCGAGUGGAGGAGGGAUGGUGACAAAUAAAACACCGAAAAAGCUUUCUUGUGGUCAUAUUUUCCAUUUCCGUUGUUUGAGGAGUUGGUUGGAGAGACAACAGAGUUGUCCCACUUGUAGGCGAAUGAUUUUGGAUGAUGAUCCCGAGCCAGCUCCGACAGCACAGCAACAGCAACAGCAGCAAGCACUGCAGCAGCAACAAAACGACGCCGCACAAUCUGGCACUACUGGUCCUGCAGUCCCAAGCGGAUCCGAUCCACAGCAGCCCAACACCUCAACUGCAAAUGCGACUGAUUUGACCACACAUGACCCAACCGCAGCAGAACAAGAGUACGACUCGCGCCUACAAGGGUUCCUUUCUCGCCUCCAAUCAGACCUUCGCAAGGUUCGGGAGGAAGGAAACCUUUCCGCUCGUCAAGCUUCCGCGACGCGACGGAGAACUAGCAGGAGUGGACGUUCAACGCCACGAGGCGGUGCAAAUGGAGCAACGAGAUUGUCGGCUGCUAUGGCUGGGCUAGAUUUUGGUCAGGGUGGAAGGCACGCAGGGCUGCCGAGAAACAAUGGAUGGCUGCCUCUUGUGCAGGGUAAGGGUUUUGAAGUGAAUUCCGUGGAAGGUGGGUUGUGGAUGCCACCUCCUCCCUCGACGCUGUACGUGAAUGGCAGGAGACCGACGCUUCCUAAUGGGGCAGGUCCAAGGGUUGCAGCUCCGGCUGCUACACACAGUACAGAAGAGGGUGAAGGUGAAGGUAAGGGCAAAGGCAAAGCUAGAGAUCUCGACCCUACCACUUCAACUGCGCCUGACGAGGGCGAGGCGGAGAGCGAAGAUCCAUCAGACCCGCGUGAAGCUAUUCGUCAAGCUACAUUGAGGCGGUUCGGUCAACUCAACUUCUCUUCCUCGACCACAACGCCAUCAGUAUCAACCACCAUCCCAGCAUCGUCAUCUCAACUAGCAGCUUCGCCACCAAUAGGACUCAUCCCCCUGUUCGACUCGAAUCAGAUUGCCAACUUCCACUCGAAGCAUGCUUCUGUUCUCCCACACCCCCUUCUUCCUGCCUCCUCAGCCCCUGUUCAGCCGAACAACGCAGAAGCGGCGCUGCAAGACAAAAGACGAGGGGUUCAAGAACAGAUCGCACUUCUUUCCGGUAUCCAGGCAAGAAUCGAUGGUGUCAUUGGCGAUCUGACUAGGGUUUUGGAUGCUGUGGCCCCAACUCCACUUCCUCAGCAGACACAGAAUGAGGGUUCGUCAUCAUAA